This is a messenger RNA of Carlito syrichta (Philippine tarsier), 1122 nucleotides long. RefSeq lists its product as uncharacterized. Gene Ontology annotation, molecular function: methyltransferase activity. Lineage: Eukaryota; Metazoa; Chordata; Mammalia; Primates; Tarsiidae. The record is from RefSeq and is a predicted model, not a curated record. The coding region runs from base 25 to 930 and encodes 301 amino acids. The transcript is spliced from 8 exons.
UCCUGCGUCGCUAGCUACGGUUACAUGGAAUUUCCGUCCGCGAGGCGAGCUGUUCUGCAGCUGCUCCGUACUGUGGCUCCGGCCGACCUCCCGGCGCUGCUGCAGUGGAUGCGAACUACCCGAGAUUUUGAUGAAUUCAUUCAAGAUAAUAACGACACUAUGUUGAAAAACAUAGCAGAAGAUCUUCGGAAUUGCUUACCUCUGGAAACCAUGCUUUCCUCAGAACGUCUAGCCCUCCAAAAAAUACAGCAGCAGCCAGAACCCACAGUUCACAUUGAUGCAUUCCUUUAUGAUGAAGACUUUAUUGAUUCAUUAUGUGAGGAAGGAAAAAUGAGCAGAAACUACUGUAUGGCGUGUGGCUCACACCAGACAGCACCUUUAGGAUUUAUUUCUCAUUCCUUCUCCCUCAUGGAAUUGAAGUUCAUUUACCAUCACGUACUCCCUGAUCUUUCUGGAAAGGUCUUGGUUGAUGUUGGCUCCAGGCUCGGCACAGUCCUUUAUGGGGGUUAUCUUUACAGUUCAGCAGUACAACUCUGUGGAGUAGAACUGAAUGGAGACUUUUGCCAGUUACAGGAAAUGGUCAUAAAAAAAUAUCAGUUCACUGACAGAAUAAAGGUGCUUCAUGCAGACAUUUGUACCCAGGAUGUCCUUCUGCAAAAUGCUGAUGUUGUUGUCAUGAAUAAUGUCUUUGAAUAUUUUCUGAAUGAGACAGAACAGGCCAGAGCCUGGGAACAUAUGAGUCAUAACAUAAGGAAGCAAGGAUCAUUAUUAGUGACAGUACCAAGUCUGGAAGAUUCUCUCUCGGGUCUUCAGACAAAUAUACAGUUAUCCUCCUGGGUUGAAGAAAUACCACUGAACUAUGAUGUGUACCCACAAAAGGACAUUGACAAAGAAGCUCUUGAACAAAUUCAUUUAUAUAAGAUUCUCUAGCACGAAAAUAAUUCUGCCUCACUGUACUGUUUUGUUAGUAUAUUAUAAAAUAAUGAAAAAGGAAUAUAACUCCAAUGUCCUAAUACAUAUUUUUUCUGCAUAGUCUCUUCUAGUCUUUGUACAUGAUUGCAUAUUUGUAAAAAGUUGUAUAUAUACAACUUUGCUCUGAGUUGUAUAAUAAUUAAAGUAUUU